This is a messenger RNA of Naegleria gruberi, 651 nucleotides long. Its product is annotated as rho family small GTPase. Gene Ontology annotation, molecular function: GTPase activity; GTP binding. Bases 1 to 651 code for a protein of 216 amino acids. The record is from RefSeq and is a predicted model, not a curated record. The transcript is spliced from 2 exons. NCBI's taxonomy places the organism in Eukaryota, Heterolobosea, Eutetramitea, Acrasida, Naegleriidae. Gene Ontology annotation, biological process: small GTPase-mediated signal transduction.
AUGAUUACAAAAAACUAUCGGAAUGAAUUGGUAAAUUUAAAAAGAUCAAGAAGUGGUGGAAUUUAUUUUCCAUUUAAAUAUAGAAAUGAAAUUUCAAAAUUAGAAUUUAAUAAUUUUACUCAGUCAAGAAUUUUAGUGCUUGGAGAUGAAAGUGUUGGAAAAUCAUCUCUAAUAGAUAAGGUAUUGGAUAAUUCAACUGGUUUUGAAAAAGGAGUUUUAAAUUAUUGUGGAAAUACAUUAACAUUUAUUAAUUUAAUAGAUGUUUCAAUUAGAAAACAUCAAUACCCAGUUGACUGUUGUUUGAUUUGCUAUUCGAUUGCAUCUUGGAAAUCAUUUGAAAAUGUAAAGAAACGAUAUAUUCCAGAAGUUUCGUAUUUUUCACCAAAUAUUCCAAUAAUUCUCGUUGGAACGAAGGCAGAUUUGGGAGAUAAUGAGAGGAGGUCAUAUUAUGGUGAUUUAAUGAGGAAAGUUUCAUUUGAUGAUGGUGAAACUCUAGCAAGACAAAUCAAUGCAAUUUCAUUUAUUGAGAUUUCAAGUAAAACUGGAGAGGGAUUUGAGGAUUUAGUCGACUUUCUAAUAAGAGUUCAAUUACUUUCAAAGGAAAUAAUUUUGAAGGAAAAGCAAUCAAAAUGGAAUUGUAUAAUAUUGUAG